CAACCAAACUUUGUGUUUAUCUUAACCGAUGAUCAGGACUUGCAUAUGGACUCAUUGGACUACAUGCCGUUGCUCCAUAAACAUAUUAUUCAGGAGGGUACUCUUUUCGACCACCAUUACUGCACGGUAUCGAUUUGCUGCCCCAGUCGAGUGAACAUCUGGACAGGCUUGACUGCACACAGGACCAAUGUGACGGACUUGUUCCCCCCAUAUGGCGGCUACCCAAAGUUCGUACGAGAGGGCCUCAAUGACAAUUGGCUUCCAGUAUUCCUGCAGCAGCUGGGCUACAACACUUAUUAUACUGGGAAAUUAUUCAACUCACACAAUGUGGACAACUACAACGACCCUCCCGUCAACGGCUUCAAUGGAUCCGACUUCCUUCUUGAUCCAUAUACAUACUCCUACUAUGGGUCCUACAUGAGCCGGAACUUCGAGCCUCCCGUCAGCUAUGAAGGUCUAUACUCGCCCGAUGUGAUCGCCGAAAAGGCAUAUGGCUUUUUAGAAGAGGCAUCUCAGCACGCAAAUCCAUUCUUCAUCGGAGUGGCUCCCAUCGCACCGCACGCCGACGCCGACCCGAGAAAAGGAAGGCAAAUGUCAAUUCCAUUAUCCGCGGCUCGGCAUCAACACCUUUUCAAGGAUUACAAGAUCCCACGUACUGCCAACUUCAAUCCUUCCCGGGCUUCCGGCGUCGGUUGGACAAAGCAGCUUGAGCGAUUAAAUGACACCGUGAUCGAGUAUAACGACGAAUUCCAGCGAGGAAGAAUAAGGGCAUUGCAGGCUGUCGAUGAAAUGGUGGAAGGGAUUGUCAGUAAACUCGAAGCAAAGGGUUUGCUGGACAACACCUAUGUAAUUUACACCACCGACAACGGCUACCACAUCAGUCACCAUCGACUGCCUCCAGGGAAGGAAUGUCCCUUUGAAACGGACAUUCAUAUUCCCCUGGCCAUUCGUGGACCAGGAGUCCCGAUUCGUCAUGUCGCAGGGGUCGUAUCCUCGCACACGGAUCUCACACCGACUAUCCUCAAGCUUGCUGGUAGCGAUCGACGUGAGUCACGUGACCUAGACGGCAGUCCAAUACCGCUGACCGAAGAAGAGCUAAGAGACCCAGACGUUGGAGAACAUGUGAAUGUUGAGUUCUGGGGUCAAGCCCUUCCAGAGGGGAAAUACGGCAAGCUGGGUAAUUCUACUUUUCGCACCGGUGGGCCACCCAUCGUCGCUCGAAACAAUACGUACAAGGCUUUGCGAUUGAUUGGCGAUGGGUACAAUCUGCUAUACGUUGUCUGGUGCACUGGGGAUAAGCAAUACUACGACCUCAAUCGCGACCCCGACCAGAUCGAGAACCUCCUAGACCCGGACUUCGCCCGACUUGCAGAGCGUUAUAGCCUUGCCGGUCGUCCCUUUAAGCAUGUCGUUGACCGCCUCGACUCGCUGCUCAUGGUGACGAAGUCGUGCAAAGCACACUCUUGCAGAAGACCUUGGGAGACAUUGCACCCGAAUGGCCACGUCAAAACUUUGAAAGACGCCUUGAGCUCCCGGUACGAUGCUUUCUAUGAUGGGCAAAGCAAGGUCGGCUUCUCGUCGUGUCCGCUUGGUCAUCUUGUCGGCGAGGAAGGACCACAAGAAGUCACUGCAUGGACUGGCGAC
Pseudocercospora fijiensis CIRAD86 is the source of this 1644-nucleotide messenger RNA. RefSeq lists its product as uncharacterized. Gene Ontology annotation, biological process: phenol-containing compound metabolic process. The record is from RefSeq and is a predicted model, not a curated record. The annotation marks the transcript as partial. Gene Ontology annotation, molecular function: glycosaminoglycan binding; arylsulfatase activity; N-acetylglucosamine-6-sulfatase activity. Lineage: Eukaryota; Fungi; Ascomycota; Dothideomycetes; Mycosphaerellales; Mycosphaerellaceae. The transcript has 2 exons.